AAGGGAAACCCAGGGAACCUAUCGAAAGAGAAAGACAAGUGGAUAAUGUUAGAAGGGUAAAUUAUUGUGAACAUGAAGAACAAAGUGAAGAGGAAUUAUACGCAGCGGAUAAAAGAAAACAGCAAAUUCAGCCCGAAAAUCCUGAAAAAAGACCUAAAUUGCAAUUAGAAUCAAAGUGGGAUAACAGGCUCCGGCCCCAAGUAGAAAAUGAACCACUUUUAGUAGACGUAGGAGACCAGUUGGAACCUAUGGAAUUAGAUGAAUCAAGAAAAAUUAGGAGACCAAGAAAAAAACGUGAACUAUCGGUGAUAGAUAAGUUGACACUAUAUAACGUGAUGGACGAUAUUUUAUCCUUACCAGUUAGAGCUACAGGGCUUGAGGAAACGACAGAAAUAACUCACCAAAUUGAGACUGACAAGGCUAAACCCAUAAGACAAAGAGCCUAUAGGGCAUCACCAAGGUUAAUUCGAAAAUCUAAUAGCCCAUGGGCUUCGCCCGUGGUGGUGGUUCCAAAGAAAGGCGGAAAGUUACGACUGUACAUGGAUUACAGAAAAUUGAAUGAGAUGACAAGGAAAGACGCAUACCCAUUACCAAGGAUCGACGACUUGUUAGAAACCUUCAGUACCGCAAGUUGGUUCUCUACUUUAGACCUGAAAAGUGGAUACUGGCAGGUUAGAAUCGAAGAAAAGGAUAAAGAAAAAAUGGCAUUUAUCACACGGGGAGGUCUCUUUGAGUUCAACGUAAUGCUGUUCGGCCUAACGAAUGUGCCGGCUACUUUUCAAAGAUUAAUAGAUCAGGUCCUAGAGAAGCAUAUCAGAAAUUUCGUGGUUGUAUAUAUCGACGAUAUUAAUAUAUAUUCAAAAACAUUCAACGAACAUUUAGGGCACCUUAAAAUUGUUUUUGAUAAGUUGGCUGAGGCGGGGUUAAUGAUCAAUAUAGAAAAAUGUGAUUUUUUUAAACCUACUAUUCAUUUCCUUGGACAUAUUAUAGGUAGACAAGGGAUCCGACCUAACGAAAAUAAAGUGGAAAAGGUUAAAAACUACUCUAAACCAAGUACACUACGUCAGUUAAGAGGGUUUAUCGGUCUGGCUUCCUAUUAUAGGAGGUUCAUAAAUAAGUUCGCUACAAUAGCAAGGCCUUUGCAUAAAUUAUUGCAAAAAGAUCAUAGGUCAGGAAAUACUCAUUGGAAUACGGAUGCAUUGUCCUGGAUAAAUGAAAGAAAUAAUAAUUUUGCGGAGAUAUAUAUGGCCACAGAAGAAAAUAGUGAACGAUUAGAAAGAGGGAAGGGCGAGGACCAAAAAGAUAAAAAACAAACUAGCUUACCUGAGUUCAGCAAAUUCCCUGAGCAGAAAGAAGAAAUUUUCGAACCAAGAACCCAAUAG
Messenger RNA from Scutellospora calospora, 1382 nucleotides. The record is from the annotation of a GenBank genome assembly. NCBI's taxonomy places the organism in Eukaryota, Fungi, Glomeromycota, Glomeromycetes, Diversisporales, Gigasporaceae.